AUGUUUGAGUCUUUGGUGUCGCGGUUGACGUCGCCGCCCGUGUCGAGGCGGCGGCACACGGUGCACGCAGCUCGGGAAGUAUGCAGCGAGCCGGAGGAGGAGGCUGCCCCAGUGCAGCGCCGCUCGAGGACGGCCAAGCAUCUGCUGGAUAAACGACGCAAGGCGCGCUUAUCCUGCGCUGAUCUCACGACUGUUACCAAUAACGAACCGGAGCGAACAUCACGCAUGGACGCCCUCAAAGCUUUCUUGCCACUACGACAAUCUAAAUCCCUAGGAAGACUCGACGGUCUCAAAGAGAUUGAGCGUCUAGCGCAGUAUGAGCGUCUGGUGGGCGGCGGGUGCGCGAGACGGCGUGCGUCGCGCCUCUCUGACCUGGAGCGCGUACAAGACCUCUUUCCGCACGACUACCUCGCGCUGCACGACGCAGACGCACCCGCCGCUCUUGCCUCGCACCAUGCACAGAAGUCGAAAAGUUUACGUAAGCGACCCAGCUUGGACAUUGGCGGUACUGUUAGCGGCAAUAGCAGCGCAUUAUCGCCUCGGACUUUCAUCAUGGAAGCUCCAGUCCAAUUGUGUCCACUUGGAUCAACCUCCCCACCGUUAGACCGCCAUCUAUUCCUUUUUAGUGACUUGCUUUUAGUAGGAAAAUCAAGAGGGACAAACUGCUUUAAGUUAAAAGAGAGUGUAAGACUAGCAGAAAUUUGGCUUUCCUUGCCAGAAGGUGAUGAUACAGGCUUUCUUCUUGGAUGGCCGACGGUCACCGGUGUCACUAACUACCUCGCUACUUACCCAACGCAAGCUGCCAGAGAUACCUGGCAUAGGAAAAUACAAAACGCUUUAAAUGUUCAACUGGCGACAGAACCAAAGUCAACAAAUAUUCAAAUUUUCUACAAGGAUCUGACGAGCUCAAUAGAAUUUUGCAAAACCGUGUCAAUAAGUCCUGAUAUGAGCGCUCGGUGUGUAGUGCGGCAAGCAUUGCAUGUUCUCAACGGAGGCGAAGGAGAUGGGGAACCAGAAGGAGAGACUGAGCGGGAUGAGGGGAGGUGGGGGGCUGCCGGUGAUUUUACGCUUUGGAUACGAACUGGACGCGAUGCCCCACCUUCACCCCUACAGGGUAUUGAACGACCGCAUGCUGUCCAGAUGUCCCGAAUAAGGCAAACUUUGUCGAGUGAAGAUGGUUUCGACUUAGAACAUGUUAACGCUAAAAACAACCCAUGUGGAUUGGUAUUCGAAUUAAGAAAGAAAAAUCAAGGAUUAAAAAGUGCCAAUGCAACUCCCGGUCGAGGACUCCGCCUGCUGCGUCGCGGUGGACGUCUGUUCGGCGUGGCGCUCACCCGCCUGUGCAGCGGCGCACCGCCGCCCGCGCUGCUCAACGCGAUGCGUCGCUUGCGCGUCGCCGCGCCGCUCACACACGGCGUGUUUAGACGUAGUGCGAACGCUAAAGCGCUUAGAUUGCUAAGAGAUAAGUUAGACGCGUUAGGCCCAUGGGCGGAAGGCUGCCCGGAGCUGGAGCGCGCGCCGGUGCUGCUGCUCGCUGCGCUGGUGAAAGAAUUCUUCCGCGCUUUGCCUCAACCAUUACUAGCAGCUGAUCUUUACCCGUCUUGGCUUCAAGUUCUAAAUUUACCUCAAGCCGAGAAGGUAACGGCCGUACGCUCCCUAUUAUUAAAGCUGCCAAAGGCGCACUACAACAUGUUAACAUACUUCGUGUGUCUUCUGCAAGCAAUCGCUAAAAAGUCUAACAUAAAUCUUAUGUGCCCUAUGAAUUUAGGUGUAUGUGUUGGUCCGAGUUUGCUCUGGCCUAAUACUCCCUGUGACAAAGCUCCCAAAGCAGUGCCAAUGGUUGUAGAACUACUCAUAGUAAAAGCAGAAGCGUUAUUUGGACCGCAAAUAUCUGGACUUUUAGGAAAUGGCAGUCCUGAAUCAUCGAACGCGUUACUUGACUCGGGUGCUGAAGAAAGUGAUAGCCUUCAUUCUGUCGGAAUAUCCCUGGAUUCUAUGGAACUAUCGACACCCAGGAAGGAAAAACUAUCGCUUAGUAGAGACUCAGGGCUGACGCUUUCAGAAGAUGAUUCGAAUAGUAAUGGAGGGAACAGCCCAGCUCCCCGAAAUAUUUUGCAUAGUCUGUCAGCGCCAACUUGUAAUUUACAAGAUCCUAAACAAGCACGGUAUAAUACGGAUCACAAUAUUAAUGGUCUUCCACAAAUAUCGCAACGGCAACAAAAUCUAUACUCUAACAAAGCAGAAUUAUAUAGUACAGUCAAUGAAGAUCUCUACACGAUGCCAUAUAUGGGAGAAAAAUACGUUCAUAAUUCUAUUAACAUUGGCAUAGCUAAUGGUAUCGACGAUAGAAAUUACGUUUCCAAAACGGCAGUACAACGGGCGACGGCCGACAUCUAUGCACAGAGUCCUGCGAAAUAUAUAACCGGCUUAGAACCACAGAAACCACCGAGAAGUAACGUUUCGAAAGCCGCUAGGACUUCAAAAGUGUAUAGCAUGUAUGCAGAAUCUCAAGAAUCUCAAAAUAAUGUUACGAACAAAAAUUUUAAUAGAGCCAAAAGCUCUGAUAACUUGUUAGAAGCUAAACAGGAAGCUGCUGAUAAAAAACGUGACAUGGUUUCCAGUCAGGAGAACAUAGUCUAUAGCAAUAUACACGAUCUUGCCAUGUUCACUGAAAAUAUUCAAAGACAAAACCAAUAUCAAUCACAAGCCGAAAUAUUGUCUAACGGGAACUAUUCUCGUGUCUACUCUGGUUGGGAGAAGAAAAGUGCGAACUAUAACCAAGGAAACACCUGCGCAACCGAAAAUAUAUAUGGCCAGAUGAAUAAAAACCCGGGAGAGUCCUCGCAAAAUAAAACAGAUGGAAAAACAACUCCGGCAGCCACCAUUUUUAUACGAAAUGACUGGUCUCGUCAAGCAGCGAGGACGAAGAGCUUAGAAGUCAGCGACGAAGGGCACAGCAACGUUAAUGAUAAAGCUCGUAAUGGAAGUUACGAGAUAAACAUUGUGAAUUGUUGUCGGAAGAGACGAUUUGACCCUGCUCAUAUGUGCACAAAGAAUUGUAUUACACCAAACAUGCAUGGCAGGGAAAAAGAAAAACAUGCCACAAAUUCGCCAAAUUCUUAUGCUUACGUUGAUGACGUUCAUAACAAUGCAGAAGAAAAGAAAUGUAGAGUCCGCAAUUAUAAUAACGCAAAGUUAAAUCAAUCAAAGUCUCUAGCAAACAUUAUUCUACAAAGCGAUUCAAGCAGCUGCGACACAUUGUACCAACCACAGAACUCUUACAACAGCCGCUCUACCGAAUCAACUGCUAGUGAAAACUCCUUUGAAAAUUGCUACACGACCCAAUACAUAGAACCCCUGUAUACGUCCGUUUACAAUCGCAGAAGGGAUAUCUUUCACGAAGAAAAGAACAUGUUCACUUCCGACAUUUACAAAGCGACCCCGACUUCAGUGCAACCUGAUUAUUCGGAGAAAGAACAGAACAACAAGAAGAAGCCACCUCACAUGCCUCCUCCUGUACCACCACGAAAAAUGAUAUAUCAAAGGGUUCUGAAGAAAUUUCAACCGGUUCACGUGAACAAAGAAGAUAAAGCGUCACGAUCCAAAUCCGUACCUCCCGUUUAUAGAGAUCCACCAAACGGUAUCGACAAAAAUGGUCAAAACGUCGUCGCUCUCGGUUGUUCAGAAUCCGAUACGGAAUCAGAAUCUUACGUG
This is a messenger RNA of Brenthis ino (lesser marbled fritillary), 3714 nucleotides long. Lineage: Eukaryota; Metazoa; Arthropoda; Insecta; Lepidoptera; Nymphalidae. The record is from the annotation of a GenBank genome assembly.